Colletotrichum spaethianum is the source of this 525-nucleotide messenger RNA. RefSeq lists its product as uncharacterized. The transcript has a single exon. The coding region runs from base 1 to 525 and encodes 174 amino acids. NCBI's taxonomy places the organism in Eukaryota, Fungi, Ascomycota, Sordariomycetes, Glomerellales, Glomerellaceae. The record is from RefSeq and is a predicted model, not a curated record.
AUGGUUCACCUCCUUUCCAUCACCACGGGCGUCAUCCUCGCUGCCUCAGCGGCAGCCCAAAAGUUCAACACCUGGCCUCAGCACAACUAUGGUGGCUGGUAUAACCAAACCGAUGGCGACGUGACGACCUCUGGGUCCCCUACGAUUCCCCCGGGGGGCGAAGCCAUUUUCUCCUUCCUCUUCAAUUCUGCGGAUCCCCCUUACGCCGGCUUCUACGUCCAGUCUUCGGGCGACUACAUCACCGACUAUACCGUCCGCGGCAACGGUUGGGGCUUGCCGGUGACCAAAGGCCGCGUAUGUGGCGCCAAGGGCAACUUCACUUUCGUGCCUCUGACAGGCCCCAAUGGCGAGUCACCCGCCAAGCGGGCUGAUACGCUCUUCCUCGAGGUCACCGCUUCCAGGAACGGUGCAACGACGGCUACCAUCAACGAGGUCUGGCCCGUCUGGGUUGGUGACGAGAUCUUCUACCCGAACAACACCUCACCAUGCCCGCCCGACACCAAGAGGGUAAGGCGUUCUGCUUGA